UGGGGUACCUUAUAAAUGCAGCCAACACCGGGGACCCUGGCCUCAGAAGCUAGGACUGCACUAGUGCUAAAAGGCUGUGCAAGCCUCACCCAGAUGAUGCUGCAGGCCCAGGAGGAGUGUGAUGGCCACAGUGCUUAUGAAAAUGUGGCCACAGGAGAGCUGGACAGUGGCCCUGGCUCUGGCCCCAGCCCAGACACUGACAGUCAGGGACAGGGGGCACCCAAGGACCCUCUGCUCUUCAUUCAGCUGAAUGAGCUUCUGGGCUGGCCCCAGGUGCUGGAGUGGAGAGAGACAGGCAGGUGGGUGCUGUUUGAAGAGAAGCUAGAGGUAGGUGGGGGCCGGUGGAGUGCCCCCCAUGUACCCACCCUGGCGCUGCCCAGCCUGCAGAAGCUCCGCAGCCUACUGGCCGAGGGCCUUGUCCUGCUGGACUGUCCAGCUCAGAGCCUCCUGGAGCUUGUGGAGCAGGUGACCAGAGUGGAGUCGCUGAGCCCGGAGCUGAAAGGGCAGCUGCAGUCCUUGCUGCUGCAGAGACCCCAGCACCUCAUCCAGACCACAGGCACUAGGCCCUGCUGGGGGUCUGCCCAUCCAAGAGAGUCUUUGCACGAUGAGGAAGCCCCCCUGAAAGAACAGCGUCAGAAUGCCCUGAGGCAGAAACUGCCUCCAGGGGCUGAGGCUGCGGCUGUGCUGGCAGGAGAGCUGGGCUUCCUGGCACAGCCACUAGGGGCCUUUGUGCGGCUUCAGGACCCAGUGGUGCUGGGGUCUCUUACAGAGGUGCCCCUCCCCAGCAGAUUCUUCUGCCUCCUCCUCGGUCCCCCUGCACUGGGGAGGAGCUACCACGAGAUGGGCCGGGCAGUGGCUGUCCUCCUCAGUGACCUGCAAUUCCAGUGGUCAGCGCGUCGGGCCAGCAACCUUCAUGACCUUCUGGCAGCCCUGGAUGCCUUCCUAGAGGAGGUGACGGUGCUCCCACCAGGUCGGUGGGACCCGACAUCCCGGAUUCCCCCACCUAAAUGUCUGCCCUCUCAGCACAAAAGGCUCCCCUCGCAAAUGCAGGAGGUCAAGGGCCCCUCUGCCCCGCGAAGGGCCCGGGCUGAGGACAGGCACGGCCAACCGCAGCACGCGCCCAGCCCGGAGUUGCAGCGGACAGGCAGGCUGUUUGGGGGCCUUGUCCAGGAUGUGCGGCGGAAGGCCUCGUGGUACCCCAGUGACUUCUUGGAUGCCCUGCACCCCCAGUGCUUCUCGGCUGUGCUCUACAUUUAUCUGGCCACCAUCACAAAUGCCAUCACUUUUGGGGGGCUGCUGGGAGAAGCCACCGAUGGUGCUCAGGGUGUGCUGGAAAGUUUCCUGGGCACGGCAGUGGCUGGAGCUGCCUUCUGCCUAAUGGCGGGCCAGCCUCUCACUAUCCUCAGCAGCACGGGGCCAGUGCUGGUCUUUGAACGCCUGCUCUUCAACUUCAGCAGAGAUUACAGCCUGGACUACCUGCCCUUUCGCCUGUGGGUGGGCAUCUGGGUGGCCAUCUUUUGCCUGGUGCUGGUGGCCACAGAGGCCAGUGUGCUUGUGCGCUACUUUACUCGAUUCACCGAGGAAGGCUUCUGUGCCCUCAUCAGCCUCAUCUUCAUCUAUGAUGCCGUGGGGAAAAUGCUGAGCUUGAUGCAUGCCUAUCCCAUCCAGAGGCCUGGCUCUGCCGCCUACGGCUGCUUCUGCCAGUACCCAGACCCUGGAGGAAAUGAGUCUCAGUGGACAAGGACAAAAGCAGAAGACAGAGAUGACAUCUUGAGCAUGGACCUCGUCGCUGACCACUGCUCCCUACAGGACCUGGGCCUGGUCAACGCAUCCUUGCUGCCUCCCCCUGAGUGUGUCCAGAGGGGAGGCCACCCUCGUGGCCCCAGCUGUCACACAGUCCCAGACAUUGCCUUCUUCUCCCUCCUCCUCUUCCUUACCUCCUUCCUCUUCGCCAUGGCCCUCAAGCAUGUAAAGACAAGCCGCUUCUUCCCAUCUGUGGUACGCAAGGUACUCAGCGACUUCUCCUCAGUCCUGGCCAUCCUGCUGGGCUGUGGCCUUGAUGCCUUCCUGGGUUUAGCCACACCAAAGCUCAUGGUGCCCAGAGAGUUCAAGCCCACACUACCUGGGCGUGACUGGCUGGUGUCAUCUUUUGGAACCAACCCUUGGUGGCUAAGUGUGGCAGCCGCCCUGCCUGCCCUGCUGCUGUCUAUCCUCAUCUUCAUGGACCAGCAGAUCACAGCAGUCAUUCUCAACCGUGCCGAGUAUAAACUGCGGAAGGGAGCUGGCUUCCACCUGGACUUCUUCUGUGUGGCUCUGCUGAUGCUGCUCACAUCAGCGUUUGGGCUGCCCUGGUAUGUCUCAGCCACUGUCAUCUCCCUGGCCCACAUGGACAGUCUUCGGCGAGAGAGCAAGGCCUGUGCUCCAGGGGAGCCGCCCAGCUUCCUGGGCAUCAGGGAGCAGAGGCUGACAGGCCUGGUGGUGUUCAUCCUCACAGGAGUCUCCAUCUUCCUGGCACCUAUACUGAAGUUCAUCCCAAUGCCCGUGCUCUAUGGCAUCUUCCUGUACAUGGGGGUGGCAGCGAUUAGCAGCAUCCAGUUCACGAAGAGGGUACAGCUGUUACUGAUGCCAGCAAAACACCAGCCAGACCUCCUGCUCUUGAGGCACGUGCCUCUGAGCAGGGUCCACCUCUUCACAGCCAUCCAGCUUGCCUGCCUGGGUCUGCUUUGGAUAGUCAAGUCUACACCUGCAGCCAUCAUUUUUCCCAUCAUGUUGCUGGGCCUGGUGGGGGUCCGGAAGGCCCUGGAGUGGGUCUUCUCACCGCAGGAACUCCUCUGGCUCGAUGAACUGAUGCCAGAGAAGGAAAGGCGCGCCCCUGAGAGGGGGCUGGAGCCUGAGUACUCGUUCAGUGGAAGUGAGAAUGAAGAUUCAGAGCUGAUGUAUCAGCCAAAGGCUCCAGAAAUCAACAUCUCUGUGAAUUAGCUGGAGCUGAGUAUGAGUCCUCAAGAACCCGAGUCCAGAAGAGGGUAGAACAGCCUCUCCAGAGGGAAGAAAAAACAAAUGAGAGGACCUGGGCAUGGCUCCCCGAGGCACUAGAGUAUGGCCAGUAGAGGGAGCUCAAUCUCAUACCAAACUGAGUGGAAUUUGGAGCGGGGGCGGGGAGGGGGGGGGAGAGAGGGACGAAAAGACCGAAGAAUGGGAAAGAGAGGGGAGGAGGGCAGGGAGGACGAACUUCUCGGCUGCUUUCCUUUGCCUUCGGAGGCUCUGCCCCAGUCUCCUGAGAACCACACUCCAGCCCAGCGGAGGGAUUCUCUGUCACUUGCCCUCUUUGCUAUUUUUUUUUCAUUAUAUUCAUCCACUUACCAAACAGCUUCUGUUUUGAUAAGUACUAGAGAUUCAGUAGUUAAGACAAUCAUGGUCCCUGACCUUGGGAAGUGAAAACCCCAGUGGGAAGGACAAACAAGCAACUUGCUGGAGUGGGGUCGGGCAGGCUGUGUGAGCAGAGAGAGGCCUCUAAGCCCUGCUUGGAGGGCAGUGGAAGCGGGGUGGUGGGAGUUGGGGAGCCUACCAAGAAGAAGUGGUCUCCUUCUGACUGGUGUGGUCGGGUGUCAUCCAGCAAAGGGUCCUCGGUCCGACCACUGGUCAGGGCCUGGCCCUGCAUGUGAGAAGCAAUCAAUCGAUGUCUCUCACACAGCGAUGCUUCUCUUCCAUCCUUUCCCCCACCCUUCCCCUCUGUCUAGAAAUGAAUAAAUAAAAUCUUUAAAAACCCCAGAGGAAAUGGUCUAUAACUUGAAAUCUGAAGAAUUAAUAGAAGCUAGACAGGACAAGCUGAGGGCACAACAUAUACGAAGCCUGGAAACUGCUUCCCCGUGAGCUGAACACUCCUUCGGGCCACAGAACACCCUCUUCUCCAUGCCUUUCAGAGCCCAAGAAAGAGCUCACCACCGCAAUAGAAAAUUCGGGGACUAUGGGGAGAUUCAAUGGCUGGCCCAGAACAAGAUCUCCUAGGCUUUCCUUACCCCCUAUCAGGCUUUUCUCUACUUUGUGCCCUACUAUGUACCGGGGCACCUGCUAGGACCCCACAAUGUCUUCUCUCAGUCCAUAGGUGUUCACUCUGGAAGUCAGGAUGAUGUUUGCCCUGGCUUUACUGCCAGAUGCUCCGUCAGCUGCGAACCCGGAACAAUGGUUCAAGGCUGGAAGGCAGCUGGCCAAGACCUCAGUCACCCUCCCGAGCUGGGGUGGAGAGCAGCAGGGAACAGGCAGGUCUGCUCUGGGGUUAGGAAAGGCUGGUGAGCUGGAGGACUGACCAAGUCCCACUCACACUCUACCCGACCAGGGUACCUGAGUCCAGAAGCCCUUCCCAUUUUGAGCUUAUCCUCACAAAUCCUCAUUUACAGGAUUGAAGGGUUGUAGGGAACUCUUCACAGCUUGCAAAAGGGAGACAAAGUCCCUCUUUCUAAAAUAAAUAUUCCUCUAUUUGAAACUGUUUUUUUCCCAAACAAAAACACAGAACUGUAUAAUUGUGAAAUGGAAACCAUCCUAGAGAUAACCAGGUUCACACUUGAGGGUAAAUUGUUUAUUUUAAUUUCAAUGGACACAUUAAUAUUUUUAUUAAAAUGGAGUUACACUGUCGAGUUCUUUAACAUGCUUGUCACUGAAUACACAUUGGAUAUUUUCCCCAUGUCGGUAUAUAUGUCUAUAUAUCUACCUCAUUCUUUUUUGUCAUCUGCAUAGAAUAAAUAACCUUUACAUUGAAGGAGAUAUCAUAUAUACAAAAGGAUAUAUAAAUGUCUUUGGAAAAUGCAAGAAUUUCUCCAGGGUCUAUACCCAGGUGUGAAAAUAAAGAGUGAUGAUAAAAAGAACACUUGUGUGUCCAACACUCAUAUCAUGAACUAGGGUAUUUAUUUCUAGUCCUUCAGAAGCCCCUCUGAAUGUUCCUCCCAGAUUCCAUCCCCAAUUCCAGGUAAACGCUAUCUAAAUUUUAUGCUAAUUAUUUUCUUGCUUUUCUUUGUAAUUACACAUCCAUUUCUCUAUAUAUUUUUAAAAUAUUUUAUUUAUUUAUCUUUAGAGAGGAAGGGAAGGCAAGAAGGAGAGAAACAUCAAUGUGUGGUUGCCUCUCGUGAGUCCCCUGCCGGGAACCGGCCUGCAACCCAGGCAUGUGCCCUGACUGGAAAUCGAACCAGGGUCGUGUGGUUCGCAGGCCUAUGCUCAAACCACUGAGCUUUCUAUAUUUUUAUGUAUUUAUUAUU
Artibeus jamaicensis (Jamaican fruit-eating bat) is the source of this 5246-nucleotide messenger RNA. RefSeq names its product solute carrier family 4 member 9 (gene SLC4A9). Gene Ontology annotation, molecular function: sodium:bicarbonate symporter activity; solute:inorganic anion antiporter activity; monoatomic anion transmembrane transporter activity. Bases 16 to 2979 code for a protein of 987 amino acids. Gene Ontology annotation, cellular component: basolateral plasma membrane; plasma membrane. Gene Ontology annotation, biological process: regulation of intracellular pH; bicarbonate transport; monoatomic anion transport. The transcript has 22 exons. The record is from RefSeq and is a predicted model, not a curated record. NCBI's taxonomy places the organism in Eukaryota, Metazoa, Chordata, Mammalia, Chiroptera, Phyllostomidae.